CUCUCUCUCCCCCAAUUUGGAAAACAGCUAUAAGAUUAAUUGCAUCCAAGUCAGCAAACUCCAUCUGGAGAGGGCCGCAAAGUUAACAGAGCCCCCCCUCCAUCCUUCUCUUUCAUUCAUAUGUAAUUCCUCUCUCUCUCUCUCUCUGGUUUGAGACAGCAAGAAAAACAGAGCCCCAACCAAAUGAAAAGAGGUCCUCCUCCUCCUCCUCCUCCUCCUCCUCCUCCUCCUCCUUCAUCUUCAUCUUCUUCGAGUACGCCUUCUGGGUCCGAUCCUAAUGACCCAUCGGAGCGAAAGCCGAUACGGAGACGCGCCCGGAGAGCUCGGAACGCCGGCGAGCCUCCGAAUGGUCAUGAGCAGAGCUCGUGCAGGAGGAGGAGGAGGAGCUCCAUUUACAGAGGAGUCACCAAGCACAGAUGGACGAAGAGAUUCGAAGCCCACCUCUGGGAUAAGACCUACAGCUCCGGAAGCAAAAGAGGACGACAAGUUUACUUGGGGGCAUACGAUAGUGAGGAGGCUGCUGCUCGUACGUACGACCUCGCUGCCCUAAAAUACUAUGGACCCCACGUCUUCCUCAAUUUUCAGAUCAGCGAGUAUGAAAAGCCGCUCGAAGAGAUGCAGAGCCUCUCUCGAGACGAGUACCUGGCGUCACUGCGGCGGCACAGCCAAGGAUUCUCCAGAGGAGUCUCGAAAUAUCGCGGUGUGGCCAGGCACCACCGUAAUGGGCGAUGGGAGGCUCGCAUUGGAAGAGUACAUGGCAACAAGUACAUCUACUUGGGCACCUACGGCACUCAAGAGGAGGCCGCGGAAGCCUACGACAUGGCGGCGAUCCAAUACAGAGGGGCGAACGCCGUCACCAACUUCGACGUCGGCAUCUACGUCGACCGCCUGAAGAAGAAAGGCAUCCGCAUCGAUCGCUUCGGCUCCGACCAACCGCCCCAACCGCUUCGCAAUGUGGAUUCCAAUGACGACCGAAGUCGGUCGCGUUCACCUGCCCCCGUGCCGCAACAGCAGCCCCGACCACCUCGAAUCGAAGCUUCCGCCGCCGGAGAUGGCGAGCUUCCGUGGAGCUGCUCCGACGACAUGGGCUUCGCGCAGCUGCCGAUUCCCAACCUGCCAGAUUUGUUCGACGAGAUCGACGGAUUCGAAGACGACAUCGACUUGAUCUUCCAUCCAGAGUCCGGGAAAGAGAUCGUCCACGGGAGUGCAUUGAUGGAGACAAGUGAGUCGAGCUCUGGAGCUGAUAAAGUGGACGGCAGUGCUGCUGGCGGCGGCGGCAGCGGCAGGACCCAAGAAGUUGCUGUCAUCAUCGGGGUUGUUGUCGUCCACGACAACCGUGGCCUCGACGGCGUCGGCCGUUUCUUGUCUCUCUUGCGUUUGAGCUUUUGAAGGCGAAAAAGACGUGGAGAGAUUUUGCAUGCAUUUUGUGAUUCCGCAACUUGUUGCACCGGUGGUCAAUACUCGAAUGAGAUCUUUCAAUUACUUUUUGACA
Eucalyptus grandis is the source of this 1492-nucleotide messenger RNA. Its product is annotated as ethylene-responsive transcription factor WRI1. Gene Ontology annotation, biological process: regulation of DNA-templated transcription. Gene Ontology annotation, molecular function: DNA binding; DNA-binding transcription factor activity. NCBI's taxonomy places the organism in Eukaryota, Viridiplantae, Streptophyta, Magnoliopsida, Myrtales, Myrtaceae. Bases 184 to 1389 code for a protein of 401 amino acids. The transcript has 7 exons. The record is from RefSeq and is a predicted model, not a curated record.